Klebsormidium nitens is the source of this 1381-nucleotide messenger RNA. Lineage: Eukaryota; Viridiplantae; Streptophyta; Klebsormidiophyceae; Klebsormidiales; Klebsormidiaceae. The record is from the annotation of a GenBank genome assembly.
ACUUGGUCUCCGAUAUGAGGCCUUGACACAGACAACUCAGAACACUCAAUACUGAGCAUUUUGUUUUAUCUUGUUGAAGAGGCGGCAAGCAAGGAGUAUGCUGAAGAAACAUUAGUUUUCUGUUGUCAUGGCCAUCGAAGACAUGAGUAGCUUGCCUUGGAUGGGGUGUCGACAACGGAGAUUGCGGGAGCAAAAUAGAGGCGGCGCUGAGGAUCAGGUGCCGGACUCGAGCCGAACCUGCAACAGCGGCUCUCUUUUGAACCACCACAGCGGCAGCCCUGCGCAACAGGCACCUCCCGACAACAUGACCGCCCACUUGCCGAGCACGUCAAGUCAGAGAAGAGGUGUCGAGCACAAGCAAAAAGAGGCAUCUUCUCCAGAACGGAGGUUCGAUCCAACGAACGCGCGGCACAGACUCGUCGAUCUCGAGCUGAAGCAGAGGAUGAUGGAGAAGGGGUCGCUGGAACAAUUGCUCUCCUACUUGGUUAGGGGGGCUGUCGAUUGGUACAUGCGCGGUGGGCUUGGCGAAACCCCGACCGCGAUGAAGGCGAGCCUUAAUCAGUAUUUGGCGAGCAAUGACAAGCUACAGAAGUUCAUAGAGGACCACUGCGCGAUCAGAGAGGAGCUGAGGGCCCCGAUGAUGAACUUUCUGAAAAGCUACAGGGAUGCAAGAACAGAAGUUUCACCAGUUCGGAAUCUUGCAACAGCCACCACGGGGUGCAAGUUGUGCUGGUGGAGAAUUCCGGACCAGCAUGAUUUGUAGCGUCUGUCUUGAAGAGGUGGAUGAUUUCAAUGUCCGCACCAUGAAACGGGUGCGCGAAGGAGGAACGGCGAGGAUGAAGCAGAGCCACGGACGCCCUACAAUGUGCGAGUGUGUACAACCCCGCAGUGUCGCAUGGUGUGGAACAGAGACGUCAACGCAGCUCAUAAGAUAGCUUGGAUAUGCAUCUCGAUAGUCACAGCCUGCGGAAGGCCUUUGGAAUUCAAGACGCAGGCUAGACCGGGCUAGAACAGAAUGUACUGUGCGGCAAUCGAGUUCACACAUCCAAAUACGGCUAGGGGUGUGCCAAAUUUUUCUCUGACCAAACUGUACUAGAGAACGUACCACAAGAUGCAUCAAAUUACUCGACAACCAGCCUGUAAGAAGACAGCCCGUUCUUCUUUGCCAUUUCAAGUCCUCUCUACACUUGGACACUGGGCUCAGGACCUCGAUACGAUUACAAUGAUGACAGCAGCCGAGAGAACACCAAGGACGGCCGCUGAUACGGAAAUGGAGUAGAUCCGAGCCACCUACAUAUGUAAGAGUGAGAUGGUGGCAUGUACGCAAGUAUGACGACAAGAGUGGAGAUCAAGGAAGAUUAUACGACGUAACGAAGACAAG